UUUUUCUGUCCCUCCCACCAGAUAAAUGGCUCAUUUAAACUGGGAGCUACUGAAAUACUCUCUGGCUGGCAAAUGCAGUGCCUAGCAGCAGUCAUCAAGGACGAACCAAACAUGAGUGGUGGAGGGGAACAGGUCGACAUUCUCCCGACCAACUACGUGGUCAAAGAUCGCUGGAAAGUGCUGAAGAAGAUCGGUGGAGGUGGCUUUGGGGAGAUCUACGAGGCCAUGGAUUUGCUGACCCGUGAGAAUGUGGCCUUGAAGGUUGAAUCAGCCCAGCAGCCCAAGCAAGUCCUCAAGAUGGAAGUGGCCGUCCUGAAAAAGCUGCAAGGGAAGGAUCAUGUUUGCAGGUUUAUUGGCUGUGGAAGAAAUGAAAAGUUUAAUUACGUGGUCAUGCAGCUUCAGGGCCGAAAUCUUGCAGAUCUCAGAAGGAGUCAGCCUCGAGGGACUUUCACGCUGAGCACAACGCUGCGACUGGGCAAACAGAUUCUGGAGUCAAUAGAAGCCAUUCACUCUGUGGGAUUCCUGCACCGUGACAUCAAGCCUUCCAACUUUGCCAUGGGCCGCUUACCUUCAACGUACAGGAAGUGCUACAUGUUAGACUUUGGUCUGGCCCGCCAGUACACCAACACUACUGGGGAAGUCCGACCACCUCGCAACGUUGCUGGUUUCCGAGGAACUGUCCGCUAUGCCUCCGUGAAUGCACACAAAAACAGGGAGAUGGGUCGGCACGAYGAUCUCUGGUCCCUCUUUUACAUGCUGGUGGAGUUUGCCGUGGGGCAGCUUCCGUGGAGAAAGAUCAAAGAUAAGGAGCAGGUUGGCAUGAUAAAAGAGAAAUAUGAACACCGAAUGCUGCUAAAACACAUGCCUUCAGAGUUCCACCUUUUCCUGGAUCACAUUGCAAGCCUAGACUACUUCACCAAGCCAGACUAUCAGCUAAUCAUGUCCGUUUUCGAGAACAGCAUGAAAGAAAGAGGCAUCACUGAAAACGAAGCCUUUGACUGGGAGAAGGCUGGUACAGAUAUCUUGUUGUCCACUAGCACCUCAACUCCACCACAGCAAAACACCAGGCAAACAGCAGCCAUGUUUGGGGUGGUUAAUGUCACUCCGGUACCUGGGGACCUGCUCCGUGAGAACACUGAGGAUGUCCUACAGGGUGAACAUCUGAGUGACCAAGAGAAUGCUCCUCCCAUCCUGUCAGGUCGGCCAGUGGAAGGUCUUGGUCAGGCUCCAAACACGGCUUUCAAUGAGGGUGAAGUUUGGGAAGAGACAGAUGUGAAUCGCAACAAACUCAGGAUCAGCAUCAGCAAAACUCAGUGCAUGGUGGAAGAGGAGCAGAGAAACGGGGUGUGCCCCAGUUCCCCUGUCCGAGUGCCUCCRGAGUCCCCGACCGCACAAGUGCGCUCCCUCCGCUACCGCCGCGUCAACAGCCCCGAGUCAGAGCGGCUCUCCACGGCCGAUGGAAAAGGAGAUGCACAUGAAAGAAGGUCUCGGAUGGAUAUCCCUGGCUCUCCAUCACGGCUCGUGUGCUCCUCGCAGCCAGCCCAGAUGCUGUCCAUCGACACRGGCCAGGCUGACCGGCAGGCCAGCGGCAGGAUGGACGUGUCCGCCUCCGUGGAGCACGAGGCCCUCAGCAACGCCUUCCGCUCCGUGCCGCUCGCRGAGGAGGAGGACUUUGACAGCAAGGAGUGGGUUAUCAUUGAUAAGGAGACAGAGCUGAAGGACUUCCACCCCGGUGCUGAGCCAAGCACCUCUGGAACCACGGAUGAGGAGCCCGAGGAGCUGAGGCCGAUUGAAGAUGGGGAAGAGAGGAGGCGCCUGGGGGCAGAUGCUGCAGUCAGGCCGAAGACUCACGAUGGGCGAGGUCGGGGKAUGCAGCCCGUGACUGAGGAGGACAGUUCCCACAGACACGAAGGACCUUCUCAGACAGUGUCUGACAGUAGACAUGAACAGCAGACAGGAAGUCCAGCCCACUCCCCCUUACAUUCAGCACCAGCUCUCCGGCAAAGGAGACGAGAAUCUGAACCUACUGGUCCUCAGAGACAGGCAUACAUGCUGAAGUCAUUUGAAAUGAAUGGCCUGCCCAAGGCGGUCCCUUUAAGUUUGCCUUACCAAGACUUCAGAAAAGAUCUGUGCAACUACUGGGAAAAGCCUAGGUUAUCCCAGCGGAUAAAGAAAGUCGAUUUCUCAAACAUUGUCUUGACUGCUCCUUGCAAACCUCUGGAACCUUAUCUGGAAAUGAACGGAAAAGAGGAAGAGGAGGAGGAGGAGGAGGAGGAGGAAGACGAGGAAGACUACGAGGAGGAGGAAGAUGAGCAGGAUGACGGGGAGGAGGAGGACGAGGGCAAUGAGAUUGACAUGCACAGCGAUUCCAGCAGCGACCUGAGCCAGAAGAGCACGGAGCGCAGCCAGGAGUGCGCACCAUCCACGCUCCUGGCCGAUGACCAGAAGGGGUCCAAGGGUCGAGCAUCCACCGCUGACGGGGACCUGGAGCUGGAGGAAGGCUCCAAAACACUGGUGCUGUUCUCGCCAGGCGAUCUGAAGAAAUCUCCAGUGGCUGCAGAUUUACCUCCAGAAGUCGAUCUGGGCACUCUGGCCGCGCUGACCCCUCAGAGCGAGCGGCCACAGCCCAUGGGGAGCCAGCUGGAUGUGUCUGAGCCRGGGACCCUGUCCUCAGUCCUUAAAUCUGAACCAAAGCCUCCCGUGGCGGUGGCGACAGCUUCCUCCCCUUUCACCAAAGUGGAGCGCACCUUCGUCCACAUUGCCGAGAAGACCCACCUGAACGUGAUGUCCUCUGGCGGGCAGCUGCUGCGGCACGAAGAGCACGGCCCACCGGGGCAUUUCGAGGAGGUCAUCGUCGAGGAGGAGCUGGAGGACAACCUGGUGCCGGUAGAGAACGGAAGCAUCCACUCCGGGCUGGAAGGGGCAGAGACGGAGAGCUGCGCGCUGUCGGCCAACCACGCCGAGACCACCUCGGACACGGCGGGCGAGCAGCCGGCGCUUGCCAACGGCGUGCCAAAGCUGCCCCAGGACGAGCCCGAGCUGCCCGGCAAAGCGGCGCUCUCGCUGGAUUUGGAAAAGCCCGGCAAGGUGGCUGUGAGGGAGCCCGGCCAGGAGAAGGCGGCGGCGGAGCAGCUGAAGCGAGCGGAGACCCUCCCGGAGACGCCGCCGCACGGCCCCAGGAGRCCAACGGGCUCCCGGUACAGAAGUCGGAUCCCCGUCUUGUUCUCRGAGGAGGACACCGGCUCGGACCUUUCCACUUCGCUCUCGGCCAAAGAAAGGCUUUAUAAGAGGGCGAAGCAGCCCGACCUGGCUCGCCUGGUGAUGGAGAAGAGGCAGAGCCGUCUCCUCCGGCUGGCGUCUGGUGCCUCCUCGUCCGCCUCCUCCAGCGACGAGCGGCGCCGAGCCUCCGAAACCCUGUCGGCCACGGGCUCCGAGGAGGACACGCACGACUCUGACGACUCCAUCCCACGCAAGGGAGACAAGAAGGCAGCGCUGCUGGGGAGAGAAGAGAGAGCCGGGAGCACAAAGAGCAGGAUUCCUCGUCCCAUCGUGCCGGUGAAAGCCGCGCUGGAGGCGGCGAGGGCGGAGAGCUCCGUGGCCGCGGCGGGGCUGGGYGGCUCCCCGCAGGAUACAGCUGCUGCCAGCAGGCUCCAGACCCAGAGAGCAGCUGGAAGUGUCCCCUGCGAGGGCCGAACAGCCCAGGCGCAAAGCCGGCUCCCUUCGUCGCCGAGUUCCUCUUCUCUUCCUGCGCGGAGCAGCUCGCAGAGAUCCAGCGGUGCCUCCCCUCGGAGCCCCGUCCUCCCCUCCAGGAACCCCAGUUCUUCCCCCAGAAGCCAGCUGCUGCCUCGGAGGGAAAGUCCUUCUCCUUGCCGACAGCACAAAGCAGGGACUGCUCCUCAGCGAGUUCCUCCCUCCCCCCGACCUCAGCCCUCAGCUCAGGCCCCUGCGCCUACGGGAGAUCCUCUGCCGUCWCCCGGCGCGGCCAAAAAACGGCAACGAGGAAAAACCCAGACUCAAAGUCCAGCAACCAAAGGAAAGCAGGUGUCCCUGGAAAGCAAGGCCAGAUAAUGACCUUCUGCCAGCCCAGCAGCCUGGGUAACCUCUGCAUAUAGUCCACACUUGAGCUGCUGCAGCACAGCCUCCCACGCUGCGCCCGCAGGGUACGGCAGCAGCCGUGCUCCAAUGCUUCACUCACUGUCACCCCACGCCGCAAUCAGCUCCCAGAGGUGCAGAGCCACCCCAGGGAGACGCCCCAGCCCGCAGCUGCCACUUGCUAAAGCAGCCUGCCCUGCCUCCCCCUCUCUCUCUGUCAGCAAUACCAGCCCUCCACAGCAGCUCCAGCCGUGCAAGGGGAGCACAGGUGACAGGAGCAAGGCCUGCAGAAGGGGGAGGUUCCUGUCCUGCAGGCAAUUCCCUCCUUUCUGCUCGCUGAGUGAGCGCCAGCCUUGGCCACCACCAUCUCCUCCCAGCACCACUGUUAGCAAGGGGCUGCCAGCAGCUUACCAGGAGGGAUGGAUGCACCCUUGAGUGCUGAGAUGGGACAAGGGCAAAGAGGAGAGGGCUCUUCUCUCCUUCCCAGAGAGGCAUCUGCAGGUGGGGAUUAGGAGACAGGCAGGUCUUGCUGGAUGCUCCUUCCUGCUCUGCUGUGUCCCACAGAGGAGGGUGCCUGGCAUUGCUGCUCAGACACUGCUGCUGUGUGCUGGGUGCUUAGAUGGRAGCAGGGAUGUGUUGGCAGCUUGCUGGGAAACCAAGAGCUCUUGCUAAUUAACGUGGAAGGGAACACGCUGCGGUCACUCUUGUCACAAAUACCAAACUGUGACCUGUGGGCACCACAUCUCCCAGCAAGAGUGGUUCCUCUCAGACCUGCAGCCCACCAAACACAGCUCUGUCAUGAAGAUGUCAACAGCCACUGGAUGCCUUUAGCCUGGGUGCCCUCUGCACCUGAAUUCCUUGUGUUUUCCUUCCACGCUCUUGGUGUUUGUGAAUUUUGGAAGUUCCCCUAUGUGGCAGGGCGGGAGAUUAUUAUCCUGUGGSAUACCCAAAAGCUGCUGCUUUGCCAGGAGAGGUUUUCUGGUGUACAUUUCUAUCUG
This is a messenger RNA of Malurus melanocephalus (red-backed fairy wren), 5090 nucleotides long. It is a transcript of the gene TTBK1, whose product is annotated as tau tubulin kinase 1. Gene Ontology annotation, molecular function: ATP binding; protein serine/threonine kinase activity. The record is from RefSeq and is a predicted model, not a curated record. Gene Ontology annotation, cellular component: nucleus; cytoplasm. Gene Ontology annotation, biological process: peptidyl-serine phosphorylation; signal transduction; peptidyl-tyrosine phosphorylation. Lineage: Eukaryota; Metazoa; Chordata; Aves; Passeriformes; Maluridae. Bases 73 to 4068 code for a protein of 1331 amino acids. The transcript is spliced from 14 exons.